AAAUCAACAAGAAAUAGCUGACAGUUCUGACACUUUUUCUCCACGUGCUAUCUCCACAGUUAAACUCCUCCAUUACAUAACCCUCAGUUCAAUCUUUAACAUUAACAAAAAAACACAAAAUUUCUUCAGACAAAAAUGACUUCAUCCCCGUCACCUUCACCCAAGAAAAAAAACUUAACAUCAUCAGCCACAGAGGCUGUCUUCAUCCAGCCCUCAUCCCCAAGAUUCCCGGUCACCACUCCGACGUCCGGCGCCCAGAGAAGAAUCGGCAUAGCCGUUGAUCUCAGCGACGAGAGUGCCUACGCCGUCAAAUGGGCCGUCCAAAACUACCUCCGUCACGGUGACGCCGUUAUCUUCCUCCACGUCAGACCCACCAGUGUGCUCUACGGUGCUGACUGGGGCUCUAUUGACGUGUCAAUAACUGACCAAGAUUCUGAUAUGAUCACAAAGACUGAGGAGGAUUUUGAUUUGUUUACUGUUAGGAAGAUUAAUGAGGUGGCGCAGCCGCUUGUGGAGGAGCUGAUACCGUUCAAGAUUCAUAUUGUGAAGGAUCAUGAUAUGAAGGAGCGGCUUUGUUUGGAGGUGGAGAGGCUGGGAUUGAGUGCUGUGAUUUUGGGAAGUAGAGGGUUUGGGGCGUCGAGGAAGAGCUCGAAAGGGCGGCUCGGGAGUGUUAGUGAUUAUUGUGUUCAUCAUUGUGUUUGUCCUGUUGUUGUUGUUAGAUAUCCUGAUGAGAAAGAUGAUGGUGAUGGUGAUGUUUCGGGUGAAGGGUCCGGUCGUGGUGGUGCAAAGAGCGACGAGAAGGAUGUGGAAAUGCUGCCCCCGGUCGUGGAGGAGGGAAAGCAUGAGUAGGUUGUGAUUAUGAUAGAGAUCAGGUAUGUGAAGGCUGCUUGAAUGGACGACGGAGUGCAAAAUGUCUCGAAAGAUGAAAUGUUCAUAACGGUUGUAUCAUCUAUUUUCUCCACCUUUGUACUAUCUUGUUGCAUCUGUUCCUUUGGCAUGAAAAGGGGAACAUGUUCCUCAUUUGCUUUCAAGUCUCGUCGUAUGAUAUGGUGCGUUUUAGAUUUUGUUCGUGUUAUGAUGAAAUGAUGGAUGUAAACUUUGUUUUACUUGAUAUCCUGUCGUAUAAUGUCAAUGCCGAUAUCUGUAUCUGAGUUGGCUCGUGUCUUUUCAUCAGAGAAUAAGUUUGUGACUUUACUUUCAA
Mercurialis annua (annual mercury) is the source of this 1201-nucleotide messenger RNA. Its product is annotated as universal stress protein PHOS32. The record is from RefSeq and is a predicted model, not a curated record. Bases 136 to 849 code for a protein of 237 amino acids. Lineage: Eukaryota; Viridiplantae; Streptophyta; Magnoliopsida; Malpighiales; Euphorbiaceae. The transcript has 2 exons.